AUGCGAAUUGCACUCAUUUUAUUACUGGUAAUUAAAGUGGCAAAAUUUGAAGUUAACGUGACCAAGUUAAAUAUUCAUGAAGGCCUUGUAUACAACGGCCAAAGCUAUAAUGUAGAUGAUUAUCCGUAUGUAAUUUCUAUUAAAAUAAAAUAUCCUAACCAUACUAAGAAGACUUGCUCAGGUUCGCUGAUAAAAAAAUUGUUCGUAUUGACUUCUGCUCAUUGUGUUUACGGUAUUGACAUAGACUAUAUUAAAGUAUAUCAAGGUACAUGGUUAAAAAAUAAUAUUUCCCGAAAUUUAGUUGAAAUAUACAUACACGAAGAUUAUGACUCUAAUAAUAAACAUUUAUUUAUAAAAGGAGAUAUUAGUGUAUUAAAAAUCAAUGAACCGUUUCCAAAAAUAAAGAAAUAUAUAAAAAUAGGUGGCACUCCUAGUGAUUUUACUGACGAUAAAAUCCUCAAUUGUACAGUUAUUGGGUUUGGUUUAAUUAAUGAAGAUACUAUGGGCUCAAAAGGAUUUAUGAGUAAUGUUUUUGUCAAACAUGGUAGAAAAGCAUGUCGAGGAUCUAAAAGUAAUCCUAUAAAAAACACAUGGCCACAAUAUUUGUGUACGAUACCAGGCGAGAAUACAACUUGUGAUGGAGACAACGGUGGUCCGAUGAUUUGCAACGGUUUGCUAUAUGGAAUAUGUAGUUUUGCAAUAAAUUAUAAAGGUGAUAUAGAAAACAUAUGUGGCAGUGAAAAUCUUCAGACUGUCCACGUGUUCCUCCACUAUUAUAGAAAAUGGAUAUAUAAUAUUAUAAGAUCGGAUACACCAUACACUCAAUACACGCAGCCCACAACUACUACCAAAAAACCAAAAAAAAAAAACAAAAAAAAUUCUGGGAAAUCGAUUACAUCAUACCAAAAUAUACUGUAUACGAUUUCAGCAUUGUUAUUUUAUUACAUGUAA
Molecule: messenger RNA, 951 nt
Organism: Rhopalosiphum maidis (corn leaf aphid)
Lineage: Eukaryota; Metazoa; Arthropoda; Insecta; Hemiptera; Aphididae
Product: chymotrypsin-1-like
Exons: 6
Coding region: 1-951 (316 amino acids)
Biological process (GO): proteolysis
Molecular function (GO): serine-type endopeptidase activity
Source: RefSeq, a predicted model, not a curated record